AUGCAUGCAGAUCUCUUAAUUUCAAAAUAAUACAAUCUGUCGUCCCAACUCCGUGCAGCUCUUGCCGCCGAGUCUCCGCGAGCUCCAAGCUCUGUACAGCCUGGUUCAGUGCCUCCAGCUUCUGUGGAGACUCCGGCCAGUACAAAUGGGGACACCAAGGAAGAAGAUGAAUAUUACGGUCGGCCACCACUACCAGAAGUGCCAGAUCGUUGGGGUCCUCCUACGAUUCCUCUAAGCGUACUCAUUGAUCUCGCCGUUCAACACGUGUAUCACGAGCUCACGGUUCUUGCUGAAUUGAUGCAAAGGAGGACAGGCGAUCAAAAUGAUCAAGAAAAGAAAAUUUCAUUGGUCAAUUUCGCUCAUGCCACUAGAAUGCAAUUCGUCAAACUCGUAGCAUUAGUAAAAUGGUUUCGGAUCUCAAAAAGGAUUGAUAUGUGCUCGUCAAUAAAUUACUUAUUGGAUCUGCAAUCCCAGUGGUAUAUUGAAUCUGCCGAUCGGCUAGUGGCGAUGACAAGAGGGGAUCUUAUUUUGGCCCGUCUUCCUGAGUACCAUAUCGCCCCGGCAAUCGAUAUUCUUACUUUGGGUACAUAUACAAAGUUACCAUCAAAAAUCAAAGAAGCUUUUAUCCCUGAACCAAAAAUUACACCAAGAGAACAAGCAAUCAUUCUUGCACGUUUAAACCAAAUUGUUGAAUAUCGAUUAUCUCAAGAAACUCCUUAUAUGUCUCCAAGGAUUGAAGAAAUCAGUAUUAUGAACGGAAUGGCGAUUUUGACGGUUCCGGGAGAGUUCGAAAUUAAAUUGACAAUUAUGGGUGAACCUGCAAAAACCAAAUGGACCCUUCUGAAUAUCAAGAUUCUUGUGGAAGAUCAUGAAAUUGGAAAUGGUAUGCAACUUGUUCAUCCGCUUCAACUCAAUGAUCUUCAUGCGAUUCUUCAAACACGGAUGGCAAAGUCGCGAAGACCCAUCAACGAGGCUUUCUCUUUUUUGCACUCGUUUUGUGUAAGCCUCCAACUCGAUGUUCUAUAUUGCCAAUGCACUCGCUUAUGUUCAACAAGGCUCAGAGACAAUAUUGUGAUUGAACGGUACGAUGUGAAAGAAAGAAUUUUGGUAGUGGGAUAUUGGGUGACACGAUCAAGGGCGAAGAACGUCACACUUGGAGCCCCAAAAGCUGAAGCACAAUAUCGUUUCCAAAUUUAUGAAGAUAAAGAUGAUAAAGAAGCUGGCCUCAAAGUGAAACAUAUGCCUUACGCGCCGCAUUUGGGAACACUCGACUUCAGGACUGGUCGGUUGUCGAUUGAUCGAUUAUUAUCCGAUACUUUUGUUGUUCGUUGUCGAGAACGAUUAUUGCGUCUUCGUCGAAUUUUGGAAACUGCAGAUCCGACGUUGAAAAUCCGAUUGACUGGAUGCACGAUGCCGUCUUUAACAAUGUCUCUUCUCACAGAUGAUCGCGCAAAGUCGCAGGAAAAUCUCAUAAUUACAGUGAAUUCAUUCUGUGGAAAAGUCAUAUGCAACAUUCAAUUUCUAGGUGGGUCUGAUAAUGAGGAUGUACAUGAAUUCGCACAAGCCUUAUACAGCAAUGGGUCGAUGUCGGUAAUUCGGAAGCUGUUGCAUAGGAUAAAGAUCGCUAUUGUCAUCGAACGAUAUCGACGAGGACUUCACGGAUUGCCAUUAAGGGAGAAGAAGGAAGCUGAAAUGUCACCGUUUGUGAAAAAUCUAAAGAAUGUGUUCCCUGAACAUAAGAUAUAUCUUCAAUUUGUUCGCACCGAAAUCCACUAUUUGGUUUUAACGUUCGAUUUGCAUCCGACUGAAAUUGUUAAAACCAAAAUUCAUCUGCUGAAAAUUUCCGACGACAGUUCUCAACUUUUGAAAAUUGAAAACAUUCAGCAAUUGUAUGCAAAACCUGUGGAAGAAGCACUGAAAAAAGGAAGAAUGAAUCUAACCGAGAAAAGUAGUCGGAAAUCGGGGCCUUCUCGAGAUAGGGAAUUGUCGUGCGCGGUUGCAGCAAUCGAGGAUAGACUAGGAUACAUGUUCUUAGCUGAAGAAAUGGAAAAGAGGAAGUUCUGUGUUGAACUCCGAUCCGAUGAUAUGCACGUUCCUGGAGGAUUUGCCCUUCAUAUCACAGACGUUUCCAAAGUAUUCGCAAUGAAUUGUGAUGAAUUCUUCAAUUGCUGUGUGCGGUGCUGCAUUCGUGUCGAUAAUCGAAGCAAAGUCAAUUUCUUGUUCGAAAUGGUAUUCGAGGAAGUUCCAAUUGUUCGUGAUAUUCCAUUCGCUCCUUCUAACGACUUGUCGAUGAAGAAAAUCACGUGGGUUCAGGAAAUCGCGGCGACGAACACCCAUGUCUUGCGUCCGAACUCGGAAGUCAUCACCGAUUUGAUCAUCCAUCGUCUUCGCAGAUAUUUGCAUAUGUACAAAGUGUGCUAUCAAUUUUCAAUUGCCUAUCAAAAUUACUACCAUCAAUUCUGCAACAUUGAAGCUUAUACAUUCCACAAACUUGUUUUAUCAUACGGCAAAAACCGGGACCAUUUAUUGGUUCUUGCGUUCGAUCCUAAAGCAAUGUGCUCACCAACAUCUAAUGACGAUGUGUUCUUGCUCAACUUCGGAAAAACUGUUCCUAAUACUGAGUACAACUCGGUUACUGCAGAUUUCAGUAAGAAACCUACCUGGAAUCCGCAUACAUUAGUUUCUGCGUUCCUCAGACAAAGAUUAAAAGGAACUCACGAUUUGGUUUGGGUUGUCAACUACGUUAUUGAAACGAUUCGUCCGUUGCAUGCGCUUGGCAAAUUCUCGAGAAUCAGCUUCAAAACGCAGAAGAUCAAUGCACAACUUCUCCAAACGGAUGUAUACUUCCCAUUCAAAAUACAGUAUCAUAUAAGCGCCGCCGAUGAGACUACGAUCAAGUUUAUUGUCGGACAUGUCAUUCUUGAGUUCAAGUUGCUCAGUGAUGAAAAAAUCGCGGUUCGAGACGCAUCCCGAUAUCGUCCGCGAUGUCCAGGCUUAUUCCAGUUCUUCUACGAAAUAUCCGAAGGAAAAGCAAGUUUGAUUGAGGAAGAGGAACUACCAUGCGCGAAAGUGAUCCCACCGGGAAUAGCGAAACCGCCUGAUAGCGAAGAUAAUGAUCCGAAUAUGCUGACCACGACGUCGACGAUUCUCAUCGAUCACGACAUUCUGGACAAAGUAUGCGAGUUUCGGAAAGAAAACGGUGAAUUGACUGCUCCGCUUCACCAAUAUUUGAGUUCUCUGACAUAUAUUCAAGAGGCAAGAAUUGCUAUUGAGCAGUUGCUCCCAGGAGCGGUGCAGAGUUGUGUUGUUGGUAAUGCGACGUUGGGAACUGUCAAGUCAUUGGUGAUCAACGACUACAGCAUCACGUUACAAGCGUCGAUUAUCGAUGGUCAAACAAUAAAUAAUCCGCUGAACGUGAAUAUCAAAAUUUACGCUUGUCCGAAACUUCUUAAGCCGAAGAUUGACAUUCAAUAUGAUGAAGGCGCCAACCCCGAAUUUACACCUGAAGUUGAAGAAGCUUUCAAGCAAUACUUUGAAAAGUCCAUCGUGCGGUCUCGAAACGGCAUUGCACUGCUUGCGUUUAUUCUCAUGUGCCGCGUAACCGCCUACAAAAUAACAAAAACAUUCUACUAUUUGAUUAUGUCGGAAGCGGAAUUCCCGGAAAACUCGGACAUUCUUCUGUACAUGCAGCUCUCUUAUUUGACGCGAGAGAGUACACCGCAUAUGGGCCGAAAACAUGCAUCGGGAAUUCUGUUGGAUUCAUCCGGAGGCAUGCUCCAACUUGUGAUUGGAAUGAGAAAACCAAGACAGAGUGGACAAAUUUACCGACUACAGUACCUUCUAGCAACGAAUGUUUGUAAACUGCCACCGAAUCCGAAUGAAGAAGAUCUUAUGAAAUUGGCGGUGGAUGCGAAUAAUGAAUCGAAUGGAGAAUGUUCGCUGACGAAGUUGAUACAGUCCCUACUCGAAUAUUAUCGGUCGUACCCGAUUUCUCGAUCUCCUGUUCCUCCGAUCAUUCAGCCACCGUCAGUUGGACCAGCGGCUCAAGAACCCGUUCAAACCCAAUACCAACAAAUUCAGCAAUCUUUACAGCAGCAGAAUCAUCAACAACAGAUGCAACAACAUCAGUAUAUGAUGCAACAGCAGCAGCACCAACAGCAUAUGAGGAAUGUUGGACCACCUUCGCAUCAGAUGAUGAAUCCGCCGUCUGUCGGACCUGGAAGCGUGAAUCCGGCCAGCGUAGGGCCAGCGAGUGUCGGUUAUCCAGGAAGUGUCGGAUAUCCGGCGAGUGUGGGAGGUCAGAUGAUGAUGAAUCCGCAUCAGCUUCCCCAGUGA
Molecule: messenger RNA, 4335 nt
Organism: Caenorhabditis bovis
Lineage: Eukaryota; Metazoa; Nematoda; Chromadorea; Rhabditida; Rhabditidae
Source: the annotation of a GenBank genome assembly